Etheostoma spectabile (orangethroat darter) is the source of this 4474-nucleotide messenger RNA. RefSeq lists its product as uncharacterized. The transcript is spliced from 18 exons. Lineage: Eukaryota; Metazoa; Chordata; Actinopteri; Perciformes; Percidae. Bases 119 to 1915 code for a protein of 598 amino acids. The record is from RefSeq and is a predicted model, not a curated record.
CUUCGCGGGUGAUUCAUCGGGCGCCCGCAGCAUCCAGAGGACCGUGCGCGUGCACGCGCCGCGAAAGUGAGACGAGAAAAGAGAGAGUGACAGAAGUGAAAGGGGGAGAGAUAGGGUAAUGAAAAUGAUGGCGACCGAUGCAGAGGAGAUAAGAAUCCAAACAAGCCCCUGUCCCAUCCCCGACAACAGUCUCAGCACUCUGUCCAUCAAAAUUACGCGGAAAAACCAGGAUAGACACUGGAAGUUGCGGUUUAUUUACCUGCAGUGCUAUUUCUUGACAAUUGCAACAAUAUUGGGAACUGGAAUCUUAGGUCUUCCAGUAACGAUAGCCCAUGCUGGACUCGUGCCUUUCCUCGUCUCCUUUAUCAUUGGCUUCUUUGUCCAGGCCUUGCUUAUCUACUUGUUUGUGGAACUCCUUCAGAAAUGUCAGGUGGUGCAGCUAGAAUCUCUAAAGACAGGUGUCGCAGAGUGUAUUGUGAUGGAUCAGGUGGGCGUUGAGGAUCCAGCCCCCUCAGAGGAUGAGGACGAUGAUGAAAAUGCACAAGCAGAUACAGGUUUACUACAGACGGAUGCAGUAGCCCUGCACAACCAAGCAGAGAGCCUGCAGCCCAACCUUCACCUGCUUGGCUACCUCUUCCUCUCCCGGCCCAUGAGCUACGCCUUCAACUGCAUCCUCCUCUUCCAAUUCAUUUCUAUUGGAAUAAGUUAUGUCUUAGCUGGCAGUGAGGCCUACGCGGCCCUUCUUAAUGUCAGCCACAUCUAUGUGAUCCCGGCCUUCACUUGGAUUCUAUCUCUUGCUAUCUUACUCGCUUACACAAUCAUCCAGCCAAUCACUUCACUGCUUACCCUGCUGAAAGGAAUGCUGCUCAUUGUCACGGUGGCUGUGACUUUUGCAGUGGGGUCAGAGGUCGGCCUUCAGAGCAACAAUGACUUCAGUCAGAUGGGAAAACCUUUCCUAAUGGGCACUGUGGCCCUGGGAGGGAUUGUAAACGUGAUGCCUCUGCUCUUCUCGCAGAUCUCACACAACAAAACACAGAUCCUGUGGUUUCGGAGAGCAGUGCUCGCAGGCCUGACAACCUGUACUGUGCUCAACAUUCUCUGGUGCUGGGCAGUGCUGGAAAUCGUGCCCCAGACGUCGAUACCAGAAAGGCGGCUGGCAGCUGAGACGACAACCCAGCCCGGCCCCAGCAACCUGUCUGGUCCUCAUUCCUCCGCCUCCCGUCUCCUGUACUCCAACAUCUCACUAGAAGAGUCUGAGAGAGCAGGAGAGAUUGCAACCAUACCAUUAACUAAGAUUAUUAAUGAACGUUACAAGGCGUACUCCUGGGUGGCUGAGCUGAUCCAGGUGUUUAUAGCCAUCAGCGUCACUGUGUCCUUCCUGGUAAUGGGAUCUGCCAUGAAACACACCAUCGAUGGUCUGGUGAGCUCAGUGUGGAGCAGCAGACUGGAGUGGCUGUCUAAAGCCUGGGAGCGAAACCUGCCCAAUAAAGAGCACAUCUGCUCGGCAAGAGGCAUGGCUCAAGGAUUCAUGUCACUACUUGCAUUCCUUGUCAUCUUUACCGUGUCAAUGUGUGAUCCCAAGGGUUUUAUUGUCAUGUUGGACAAAGUUGUUUCGUUCUCCCUGAACACUGAAGUGGGACUGUUUGUCUUCAUCAUGCUGAGAGAGUCCAGAGAAGAUAGAUUCCAACACCUUGCGGUCCCUCUGCCAGUAGGGGACUGUGUCUUCAGCCUCAGUUGGCUGCUUCCCACCUACUUCCUGUUUGCAGUAACCUACGACGUCCUGCAGACCCUGGCAGACGUGGCUCAUUUGCUGCCUUUUUACAGCCACAGUCAGGAGCCACACAACCACACUGGGACUGGGACUGGGACUGGGACUGGGACUGGGACAGCAGCCAACGUCUCUGUCCUGCUCUGAUCCUCAAGCAGCCUCAUCAGAGACAGGCCAGGAGGAGUUGAAAAUUGCCAAAACAAAUAUCAGAAGCUUCGCAAGUGCUUUUAUAUUGUAUUCUCACUCAUCACGCUCCUGAUACAAUUCAAUCACUUUGAAAAAAUAUUAUUUAUUUGUUUUUUCAUGGAAGAACAUUAAGACCACAUGUGAAAAAAGUACUUGAAUUCUGACUUUAUUGUCAGAAUUUUGAGAUUAAACUCAGAACUCCGAAUCAUUUUUUCACAUAUGGCCCUAAUCCUCUUCCAUAGGUUUUGAUGGUGUUCUUGGUGGCCAGUUUUGCUCUCCACUUUCCCAUGGCAGCAUAUCAAACAGGGCUCCGUCUUUAAUUUGUCUCUGCAACUGUGGUUGAUUCCUGCUGUACAAAUCAGAGGAAAUGCAGUUUUAGUACAGUAGAGUAUAGUGCAUCUGGGCCCUGGUUUUAUAAAUCAAGUUUUAAUGAAAUACUAUUUAAUAAUCUAGUUGAAAGAGGCCCUAAUAUACUCCUUUUCAGAAUCAUAUGUGUACUCUUGGGGUCUCCUCGAAUACGUUUACAUGCUUCGAUGUAGGACUGGGCAAUAUAGAGAAAAAACAAUAUCCUUGACCAAAUACCUCAAUGCUUGAUAUUGAAAUUAUAUUGUACGGUUGACUAUUGGUGCUUUAACAAAAUGUUAUUAUACAAUGAGAUUUUUGAUAAAUAUUCUCCAGAAAUGAUUAGUAAAGGUAAAUAAUAGAACAGCUAGAGCAGUCUGGUAAGUUAAGAAAAUGACAUCACUUUACUGUGAUGCAGCCUGUAAUACCAGGUAAAGACAACACUUACCAUACUACCAUAUUACAAUAUAUCCAAAAUCUAAGACAAUGUCUAGUCUCAUAUCGCAAUAUUGAUACAUCGAUAUAUUGCCCAGCCCUACUUUGAUGUUUAGAAAACAUACUAUGUUUCUCAUACUGCCUAAUGCUGCAUGGUCUCCACCUAAAACACUCUGUCUGAGCUCUUGGCCCGCCUUCGUGAGAAGGUCCACUCUGCUCUGAUUGGUCAGCUGGCCCACUCUGUUGUGAUUGGUCAACCACAUUCAAACAAGCCACUGGACGGGGUGUGCUUGAUUGGGCAGACAACUGCUAUGCACAUGCGCUGCUAUGGGCAGUUGAGAAAAAAGUGUCUGCGUGAGAGACAGCUCCAUUUGGAGUGAAAUGUGUUUUUUUUGUACUUUGUACAUUUAUUACGUACACAAAAGCUAUACUACACUCUAAAUCAGGGUAAAAUAAUUUAUUUAAAUGAAAAUGUAUAUUAUAUUAUGCUCUAUUAUCAUGAAAUUAGUCAACUUAACAACUGUCUCUUUCCUAAAGAAGAUGAAGGACUCACACCUUCAUCUUCUUUCAGUCUUUGUCACCAAAAAGCUAAAGCAUACAGUAAGUACUGCGGAUGAGCCACGGGGGGGGGGGGGGGGGGGGGGGGCUCUCCAUUCCGCAUCAGUACCCUAAAACAUAAAGUUAAGCCGCUUUCCGACCUGAGGGAGUUUUGCAGUUCCUAGAACAUAACACUCCUAGAACCCUUUUUUUUUCUCGUGUUCCGACUGGCCCAAUUUGGGAAUCAUUAGGUUCCUCUGACCGUACUUCCUGUAACUCUUUCAGCUCCUACUUCAUUUCAAGAUUCAUAAAGUGAUGCGACAGCCAGCUAGCGCCUGCCGGGGCCGCAAACGCUCAGCCAGUCCUGCUUGGAGACCCCGCUGUAAGCUGGAGGUCUCUCAGGCCGCUCUCGUAAAUAAGAGGCUUUAAUUUUGCCGUUGAUGGAUUGUUUGGUUAAAUUAGAUUAAUUAGAUUGUUUAGAUCAACGGGAACCUGUGGUUAAAGGAGAAUUUCGGUCGAUUCCAACCUUUAGCUCUGUUGUUUGUAAAUUUGGAAUGCUGUCAGUAGAGAGGAAAAUGAAACCAAUCGGUGCUGCCUACACCGUGGUAUCCUCCUGCUAGAGUAAACACCCAACAGGCUUUAACAGGGCAAGUUUUAAAUGUGUUUAAAUGCCUUUCUGUCACAUCUACAUCUUCAGAUUCACUGUGUUCACUCAGAAGGAAUCACUGCACAUGGGGAGGCACUUUUAAUGACAUUUUGAAGAUGUUAAGAGGCUAAAAACAUGUUUAAAACUUGCCCUGUUCAAGCCUGUUGGGUGCUAACUCUAGCAGGAGGAUAACACGGUGUAGGCAGAACUGAUUGGUUUCAUUUUUCUCUCUACUGACAGGAUUCCAUAUUUACAAACAACAGAGCUAAAGGUUGGAAUCGACCGGAAUUCUCCUUCACCGUCCUUUCAGAGUUAAACUCCACAAGCUGGCCGGCCGUCACACACAGACACAGAAGAAACAGAAGACAUCAGGAUUUUGGCCCAUUCGUCCCUUUCACUUAAUAUAUUGUACCUCAAAACUUCCGGAAACAUGUAAGAUUUGAACGAACACACACACACACACACACACACACACACACACACACACACGGCCACAGCACAGCAGGCAGAGGCGGGGGAGAGAGAGAUACCCGUUUCUCUUCGGGAAACUUGUUUAAAUU